Messenger RNA from Rhinichthys klamathensis goyatoka, 1272 nucleotides. RefSeq names its product D(1) dopamine receptor. The record is from RefSeq and is a predicted model, not a curated record. Lineage: Eukaryota; Metazoa; Chordata; Actinopteri; Cypriniformes; Leuciscidae. Gene Ontology annotation, biological process: adenylate cyclase-activating adrenergic receptor signaling pathway. Gene Ontology annotation, molecular function: G protein-coupled receptor activity. Gene Ontology annotation, cellular component: membrane. The coding region runs from base 18 to 1208 and encodes 396 amino acids. The transcript has a single exon.
UUUUGACACUUAAGGACAUGUACAACUUUACCUCAUCCCUGAUGCCUUCAUGGCGCGCUCACGGAGAGCCAGCGGGUCGCAUUUUCCUGGGGUUCGCUCUUUCUCUCCUCGUGCUGUGGACGCUUUUGGGGAAUUUCACGGUUUGUGCUGCGGUUUUGCGCUUCCGUCACUUGAGAGGAAAAGUUACCAACAUCUUUAUCGUGUCUCUGGCAAUGUCCGACCUGCUGGUGGCUGUUCUCGUGAUGCCGUGGAAAGCGGCCACGGAGGUGACGGGACACUGGGCGUUUGGCUCUUUCUGUGAGUGCUGGGUGGCUUUUGACAUUAUGUGCUCCACAGCCUCCAUCCUCAACCUGUGCGUGAUCAGCUUGGAUCGAUACUGGGCGAUUUCAGAUCCAUUUCAGUACGAGAGAAAGAUGAACCGUAAAGUCGCCCUUGUCAUGGUCAGCGUAACGUGGAUCGUAUCAGUGGCCAUAUCAUUCGUGCCCGUGCAGCUGAACUGGCACCGCGCAGAUCUGGGCACGGUCAACACAAGCAACUGGACCGAAAUGUGUGAUUCGAGUCUGAGUAGAACUUAUGCCAUAUCAUCUUCCCUAAUAAGUUUUUACAUUCCCGUAGCAGUGAUGUUGGUCACAUACACGCGCAUCUACCGCAUUGCUCAGGUUCAAAUCAAGAGCAUCUCUUCGCUGGAGCGCGCAGCAGAGCGCGCGCAGAGUUGCAGGGCAGGUGCGCGCACCUGUCCUCUCCAACACCGCGCCAUAAGAGAAACCAAACUCUUUAAAACUCUGUCCGUGAUUAUGGGGGUGUUUGUGUGCUGCUGGUUCCCGUUCUUCGUCCUGAAUUGUGCGGUUCCUUUCUGCCACAAGCCAAAUUGUGUCAGUGAAGCAACUUUUAACGUGUUCGUGUGGUUCGGCUGGUGCAACUCAUCGCUAAACCCGAUCAUCUAUGCUUUCAAUUCUGAUUUCAGAGAUUCUUUCGCUCGACUUCUGUGCUGCCAUGGCCUGUGCACCAGAAGACCUCUUGCUAUUCAGAGCAAGGAUCCAGUAUCCACUUAUAAUCAGGGCAGCUCUGUUAACACUAUGGAGGUCGGUUAUGUCAGUUUGCACAGGGUGGACAACGAAAUGCAACGUCCUUUGGUGGAGCUACAUGUGCUUGGAGAUGAGAGCGAGGUUAAGCAUAUUAACUCAGAAGAUGGAUGUCAGAACAAAUGACUUUUAGGUGUAGGGGAGACCGGGGCAAGUUUUAACACUGAAUAUAUCAGGUUGUAUUUUUGAA